This is a messenger RNA of Colletotrichum costaricense, 609 nucleotides long. RefSeq lists its product as uncharacterized. The transcript has 2 exons. The record is from RefSeq and is a predicted model, not a curated record. Bases 1 to 609 code for a protein of 202 amino acids. NCBI's taxonomy places the organism in Eukaryota, Fungi, Ascomycota, Sordariomycetes, Glomerellales, Glomerellaceae.
AUGGCAACAUCAUUUUGGCUUCUGAGUAAUACCUAUCGCCCGAGCCAGGAAUGGUUCCCUGCCUUCCCCUUCCGCCUGCUCCCCGAGAGGCUGGCUGGGGGUAAGGGGGGGCACUCUGGGCCCAUCAACGGCGCGGCGGCGCGGCGCCGCGGCAGGGCGCGGGUCCGCUGCCGCUGCGACGGGAUUUACUUUGACAGGCUGCAGGAGGUGGUUGAAGGUGGUGGCGGCGGGAUGGGACAACCACAGAGGUGCCGAGUCCCUUCGCGUUCUAGGCCCUGCCAUGCUCCUUCUCUGGGCGCCGCCCCCGCUUCACCGGAGCAAACCCCCUCGUCAUCAUCUACAUGUCAUGGUGCAGCCGCUGCGACGCCUGAAAACCAGGCGAAAAGAAGGGCAGAUGAUGAAGACGCGUUUCGUGUGGAUGUAGCUGUACCAAGCCCUGACUUGAUGAAGAAGAAGAAGAAGAAGAAGAAGAAGAAGGGGGGCGAUACGGGGCGGGGGACGAACGGGAUGCUGCACCUUGACCUUCGGCUGGGCGGGACUGGGGUUGUCUCGAAGAUGGGGUCGCACGGCGUCGCGCGGCGUCGCGAGAUGGAGGCUCGGUCUAGGUGA